CAAGUAAUCCGAUCCCACUGGGUAUGCAAUCCAUCAGGUCGACCAGAUGGAUUUAGAGGUGUAGAUUGGCUUGUUGAGCGAAACAAUCUGUAUACAAAGGCAGUGACUCACUUACCUCAGGUCAUCAUUGGUGGCUCAAGCUCGAACAGGACACUUACCCACAUUAUCAACCAGUCUUCGCUGAUAGAGACCUACCGAAUGGUACAUGUCAAUAUAGAACAGAACUUCUAUAUCAAGCACCGGGGUACACAACAUGCCCCGGCAAAAAUGGAAGUCAUGCUUCAAAUGCUUCAAGAGCGAAUAAGAGGACCACAUACUAUG
Molecule: messenger RNA, 321 nt
Organism: Cantharellus anzutake
Lineage: Eukaryota; Fungi; Basidiomycota; Agaricomycetes; Cantharellales; Hydnaceae
Exons: 2
Source: RefSeq, a predicted model, not a curated record